GGAUCAAUCAAGCUUUUUUUAUGACCUAACACGUUGUUUGAAAAUUGUGUACACUUAUUAGCUGACUCGGUGGGUUGAUCUCCAUCGAGCACUACUUCAUGUAAGAGGCAUUAUAAGGGUGUUUGGUUGGAUGUGUUCCAAAGCAUGUACCAUGUAAAAUCUAUUUGGGUAGCGUUCCGAGGUCAAUUUCAACUUGUUUGAGUUACGCCCUUAGGGCAAAUAUCAUGGGAGUAAGCGAUCCGUCAGUGGCUAAAAACUCCACGAUCACAGUUGGCUGGAUGGUGCUGAUUGGGCAGAGCUGAGACUAGGGUUCAACUUGUUAUUCAAACUUGCUUCAAAAUUUUGAAGAGAUAUCCAACAAGAAUCAAUGGAGGAGACAUCAGCAGCUCUUGACUUAUCCGAAACCUUCGCCAAGAUUAACCAAGACGACAUUUUUGGAAGUAAUGCAAAAUAUGAAACGAAACUGAGGUUAACAAAAGACGACAGCCGCAUGAAGAUCAAAAGGAGAAGCCUUGAUCUGAACAAUAACGAAUCUUCCAAAACCAAACCCUUGUGCAAAACUAAGUCGUUGAGCUCUCACUUUGUAGUAAAUAUUUUUGAUGAACAAUGCUCAAAUAAUCCUCGCAACAAUGAGGAAAAAGGACUUCUCUCACAUUAUCAAUCCUCUUCCUCGUCUCUUCACGGCGUACCUGGUCCAGUAUCAGAUGCAAUUGAUGAGGAUGAUCCAGAUUCAUGUGGUUGGAGGAAGAUACAGAUUGAGGCAGCAUUUGGCAUUUGCAUCAAGUUUGAAGAAGUGAGUUACAAUGUGAGAUUGAAGAGGUCGAAAGUGGAAAAACACAAUAUAGUGCAAGGAGUGAGCGGUUCGGUUUAUCCAGGAGAAUUUCUUGCUUUAAUGGGACCUUCUGGAGGUGGCAAAACUACUCUGCUCAAUCUGCUGAGUGGAAGACUGAAAUGUGAUGCUGGAAUCAUUACUUACAAUGAUCGCUUAUACACUAAAUCAUUGAAACAAAGGAUUGGAUUUGUGCUUCAAGAUGACACUGUUUUCCCACACCUGACUGUGAAAGAGACUUUAACUUACUCUGCGUUGCUUCGCCUUCCAAACUCGCUGUCUAAGCAGCAGAAAAUGGAGAGAGCAAUGGAUGUGCUCUCACAGCUUGGCCUAGAGAGGUGCCAAAACACAAUGGUUGGUGGGAAUAAGGUUGUGAGAGGGGUGUCAGGAGGUGAGAAAAAGAGAGUAUGCAUUGGCAAUGAAAUUCUUCUGAAUCCUUCACUUUUAUUCCUGGAUGAACCUACAUCUGGCUUGGAUUCCACGACCGCCCUUCGCAUCAUUCAGAUGCUCCAAGACAUUGCUCAGGGUGGGAAGACAGUGGUGACCACAAUACAUCAGCCCUCGAGCCGGCUGUUUAGCAGAUUCGACAAGCUGAUACUGUUGAGCAACGGGUGCUCAUUGUACUUUGGGAAAGCCUCGGAUGCAAUGAGGUACUUCUCAUCCAUAGGGUGCUUGCCACUUAUUGCGAUGAAUCCAGCAGAAUUCUUGAUUGAUCUUGCAAGUGGCAAUGUCAAGGACAAAUCCCUUCCUUCACAACUAAAACACAAGUUCCUCCCUGCUGAUGUGCAUAAGUAUCUCUUAGGUGCUUAUGAAUCAAGAGCCUCCACAAUGGAGAAGAUAAAACUGGAUGAAAUCAAUCACAAGCUCAAUAUGAGUAGUGAUGCAGCAGGAGAAUGUGGGGCAUCUUGGAUUGCACAAUUUUGCAUUCUUUCCAGAAGAGGGCUAAAGGAGAGGCGACACGAGUAUUUAAGCAGCCUUCGUGUGAUUCAAGUCAUAUCCACAGCAGUGAUCGCGGGCUUAAUUUGGUGGAAUUCUGAUGCCAAUAUGGCUGAAGAUGAGGCAGGGCUAUUGUUCUUCAUUUCAGUGUAUUGGGCAUUCUUUCCUGUUUUCACAGCCAUCUUCACAUUCCCACUAGAAAGGGCAAUGCUAUCCAAGGAGAGAUCAGUGGGAAUGUAUAAGCUGAGCGCGUAUUUGAUAGCUAGAAACGCGAGUGAUCUGCCUCUAGAUCUCCUCUUGCCUGUUGUGUUCCUCACAAUCAUCUAUUUCAUGGUGGGACUCAAGCACACUUUCUCGGCUUUUUCACUAACUCUCCUCUCCAUCUUCCUCAGCAUCAUUGCUGCUCAGGGACUAGGCCUAACUAUAGGUGCUGCAUUCAUGGAUGUGAAGAAGGCAACAACUUUGGCUUCUGUUACUGUCAUGACAUUCAUGCUAUCUGGUGGUUUCUUCAUCACUAGAGUUCCUCGAUUUAUGUGUUGGAUUCGGUAUUUGUCGUUGAAUUAUCACACAUAUAAGCUGCUGCUGAAGAUACAGUGUGGGCAUGAUGGAGGAGGAAUGGAGGUGGGAGCAAUGCUGCUCAUGAUUAUAGGAUACAGAUUAAUCACCUAUAUAUUGCUUAGGAGAAUGAGUUUAACACCUGCUUAAUUUUUUCCAUUUUUUGCUUUCUCAUUUUGUGUUAUGUUUCUCCAUUAUAUAUGUAACUCAAGCUUCAGUAUUUGGCUCGUCACUUCUUUCUCUUUUGAAUAAAAAAAAAUACUCACUCCGUGCAUAAAAUUUGUAGUAUGG
This is a messenger RNA of Salvia miltiorrhiza (redroot sage), 2611 nucleotides long. Its product is annotated as ABC transporter G family member 22-like. NCBI's taxonomy places the organism in Eukaryota, Viridiplantae, Streptophyta, Magnoliopsida, Lamiales, Lamiaceae. Gene Ontology annotation, molecular function: ABC-type transporter activity; ATP binding; ATP hydrolysis activity. Gene Ontology annotation, cellular component: membrane. The record is from RefSeq and is a predicted model, not a curated record. The transcript is spliced from 11 exons. The coding region runs from base 368 to 2470 and encodes 700 amino acids.